AUGGCAUCGCAUAAUGUCCAUGGUGACAUAAAUGAUUUGGAGAUGAUUCGGCUCACAACGCUCCUCUGCCUAGGUCUGAUCCUAGUGGUCAUCAUCUCUGCAAAAAAACACAACUAUGACGAUGUUGGCCGGACAAUUUCUAUAGAGAUUCCAGGCCGUAGCACAUCCAAAGGACGUCGCCAAGAUGAGUCUGGAUACUUUUCGCCCCCUUCUUAUCACUAUUCACCCUAUCCGAGCUGUUAUUGCCCGCCGGGCCCGCCGGGUCCACCUGGGCCUGCAAGUCCUCCUGGGAUUCCCGGUAGACCUGGUAUUCCCGGUCAGCCAGGCGUUCAGGGUCCAAUGGGACUCAAGGGUGAACCCGGCCCUAGUGGUCAACCAGGAGCUAUGGGGCAAAAGGGCACGAUGGGUGACAGGGGACCACCAGGAAUAUCUUGUCGUCGCCGACGCAGAGAUUAUAAUGCACAAAUUCUCACUCUAACUGAGAAUAUAGAUGUUAAAUCGCCAGAGAGCACGAAAGAGCUCCCCAUAUUAAAAGGCGAUCCUGGAUUAGGCGAUGAAAGGGAACAACCCAAUCGCUCAACUUCUGACCAACAGCUUAGCGAUGACCAUCCUGAACUGCUCGACCUGUCUGGGGACAAAGACUUAGGAGCGAUUGACGAAGCAUACCAAUCAGCGGGCUCAAGGGAAAGCAGAGCAACAUGCGUCAAGUUGUGUGAUGAAAAAUAUGGAACUUUUAUUUAAAAUACUUGUCAAUAAAAUAAUGAUUGUCUGUAACUGCUGCC
Drosophila mojavensis is the source of this 782-nucleotide messenger RNA. Its product is annotated as collagen alpha-2(I) chain. The record is from RefSeq and is a predicted model, not a curated record. The transcript is spliced from 2 exons. The coding region runs from base 1 to 741 and encodes 246 amino acids. Lineage: Eukaryota; Metazoa; Arthropoda; Insecta; Diptera; Drosophilidae.